This is a messenger RNA of Paramecium octaurelia, 1899 nucleotides long. The record is from the annotation of a GenBank genome assembly. Lineage: Eukaryota; Ciliophora; Oligohymenophorea; Peniculida; Parameciidae.
AUGGUUUACAAAUUUGAGGCUGUGCCAUGGGGAUUAAAAACUGUAUGGUAUUUUUAAGAACUCAAAGAUUCAGUGCCCUAAAUUCUUACUAUUGUAAACAAGAAGAAAUUUGAUGCCAUCAUUAUGCCCAUUUUCCCAGCCAAUAUUGAAAGAGAAGGGAAUAUUAAUGAUUUCAUCAAGCAUUCCUAUUUAAAAUCAGAAUUAGAAGUUAAAUCAGAUGACAUCUAGAAGUUACACUUUCUAAUCUCCAAUCUGAGUCUGAGUGAUGAGAACAAAGAGGUGAGAAAAAGGAAUAGAGAGAUUUUGAAAUAGGAAAUACAAUUCGCAGCAUAUUUGGGUGUACCAUCAAUCAUUUUAAGUUCGAACAGUGAUCCAAUUAAACUGGCCAAAUUCAUAAGAAAAGUAUAAUACCUAUAUAACCUUAGAUGUCAAUUAAAUAUUUUAUUGAUUUGAACACAUUUGUAUUGGAUGUAGACAUCACAAAGGAUUGGAUUAAGUAUAACCAAAUUAGAUAGGAAUUACAAUUCAACAUCCCAAUACUUCUUAGAUUAAAGAAGGAGAUGACAACCAAGGUAUUAGUGAUAAUAAUAAUGACCUAGAAUGAGCAAAGAAAAUGGCUAUCUGAAAACAUACGAUUUGUGCAUUUGAAUCAAGACCUCUUUUCAAUGAAUGAUUAAGGAGCUCCAAAAUUGGAAGAUGCAUAAAACUAAUUUUUGACUUCAUAUUUCCAAUUUGAAAACUACAUCUCAAUAGCUGCCAAAUCCCCUUAGAUAGAUUUGGCUGAUCAUAGAUAAUACUUGAUUCAUCUAUUCAAAAAUCAAUAGCCCUUGUCAGAGCAAGCCAAUUUAGCAUCUGAAUUUUUCGAUGAAUUAUAAAUUCCUCUUUAACCUUACAAGGAUAAUUUGAAUUCAGGAACCUAUGAAGUUUUUGAAUAGGACAAAAUAAAAUAUGAUUUGUAUGAGGAUGCAUGCAGAAGAUACUUGAAGAAUGUUAAAAAGGCUGAGAUCAACAUUUUAAUGGCAGGUGCAGGGAGAGGAGGUAUAUUGGAGAGAGUGAUUUUCUCAGCUUAGGGUGCGAAAUGCAAAACAAAGAUAGUGGCAUUAGAGAAAAAUCCAUAUGCUUAUAUGACAUUAGUGUUUUAAAAGAAGAGAUAAAAGUAAUGGAAGGAUGUGGAAAUCGUUUUGGGUGAUUUAAAAUCUUGGUAAACUGAAUUAAAAUUUGAUUUAAUUGUUUCUGAAUUAUUGGGUAGUUUUGGAGAUAAUGAAUUGUCACCUGAAUGUUUGAUGUGGGCUUAAAGGUUUUUAUAACCAGAUGCGGUAAGUAUUCCUUGUGAUUCUGUCUCAUAUUGUGUUCCUGUAAGUUGUCCCUAAUUGCAUGCAAAAGUUAAAAAGAGCUAUGGAUAUGAUUCUAGCUACGUCGUUCAUUUUUAGAAGUAUUACACAAUACAUGACAUUUAAAAAUGCAUGCAAUUUAAACAUCCAGAUUUCAACAAUGAAAAUCAAUUAGCAUAGGAACAAGUAUUAAGUGUUCAUUCUAUAAAUAGAACUUGGUUUUUGAGUGUAAAUAGGAUUUGUUGAUUCAUGGAAUGGCUGGGUAUUUCACUUCCAAAUUGUAUGAGGAUAUUGAACUCAGUACACACCCAAAUAAUAGUACUCCAGACAUGUACUCUUGGUUUCCUAUUUAUUUUCCUUUUGAGGUAAUUGAAACUUAAUAAUUGAUUAGAAACCUGUAAAUAUUGCAAAGAAGCAGAAGUUGAAGUUCACAAUUAAGAGAGUGAAUAAUGAGGAAGGGGUUUGGUAUGAGUGGUUCAAUUCAGUGUUGAGUGAGGAUGAUUAAUUGUUGGAUGGCAGUAGAAUUCAUAAUGAAAAUGGGAAGAAAUAAAUAAUUGAAAUUAAAUGA